Messenger RNA from Microdochium trichocladiopsis, 1332 nucleotides. RefSeq lists its product as uncharacterized. The record is from RefSeq and is a predicted model, not a curated record. NCBI's taxonomy places the organism in Eukaryota, Fungi, Ascomycota, Sordariomycetes, Xylariales, Microdochiaceae. The transcript has 6 exons. The coding region runs from base 1 to 1332 and encodes 443 amino acids.
AUGUAUCAUCAGAGCAUCCUCCCCGCCCUGUGCCUCUUCUCCGCCGUUCUUGCGGGCCCUGUGCACCACGUAUCCGCCAAUGUUGCCAACAGAGCUGUAAAGGCUCUCGACCCCAAGGCGGCAGCCGAGGCUCAUCCCCGUGACAACACCGCUGUCAGGGCAUUCAGCGGAACGCAGAUCAAGACAUCUGAUGGCAGGUGCCUGUUUGUCAACCCGCUCUCCGGAGACUUCCGCGCCAACCUCACACCGAUCCAAAUUGCCGCCUGUGGCUCAACUGACGGCCAAGCAUGGGACGUCAUCACUAGCGGGAAGCAUAAUAACGCUCAGGACGCAAUGCUCAUCGUCAACACCUUGACUGGUGCUUGCGGCAAUGUUGACACCCGCCGCAAACCAGGCGACCAGGUCAACCUUUUCUCCUGCGGUGGACGUGCCGAUGGAAGCGGCCAAGUCACGGACUCUCAGCUGUUCAAAUUCAAAGGUCGCCCUGGGCCUCUGCGGCUAAAGCCCCGGAACGUCGCCGGCUCUUGUCUGACUGUCCAGGGCGACAAAGUCGGCAUCGCACCCUGCACCCGCGGCAACAAAGAUCAGCAUUUCGCCUUUGGCGGAUCACCCGCCAACAACACCGGUGGUGGCGACCCCAAUGAUGGCCUGGGCAGCGAGACGCCUGCCGCCAGCACCAGCGCACCUAGUGAGACUGCUACCUCAGCUGCUCCUCCUCCUCCACCAGCAACCACCACCUCGGCGCCUGUCGAAGGUGGCAAAGGUGGCACCACACCCACUCCUUCAAAGCCUACCUCCGUGUCCCGCGACGGGGGAGUUCUCAACCCCACCGCGGUCGCGGAAGCCCAGGCAUUCGACAAGACGGCUACCCGUUUCUUUGAGUCCGUGUCGAUCCAGUCCUCGGACGGCCGGUGUCUCUCGGUCGACCCCUCGGCGGGCGACUUCCGGGAAAAUCUAAUUCCUGUGGCUCUCGUCGAAUGCAAGUCGGAGCUAAGCCAGAAAUUUGACAUUGUCACCAAGGGCAAGCACAAUGAUGGCACUCAUGGAAAGUCGGCGUUGGUCGUCAGUGUCUUGACAAACGGCUGCAUUAGCUUUGACAGUCGUCGUCCGGCCGGCGACCAGGUCACCGUCUUCUCCUGCGGCGGGCGUGCCGAUGGAAGCGGCGCGACUAACACGGGCCAGCUCAUCCCCUUUGACGGGGAGAAGAGCAUCACCUUCCAGCCCCUGAGCGAGAACAAGGGUGUAUGUCUCAAGGGCUUCGGGAGCGAUCGCCUGAUCGGGGCGACCUGCAACGGCAGGCCCUCGCGCAGUUUCAAGCUGUUGUUCAACUAA